Messenger RNA from Zalophus californianus (California sea lion), 8658 nucleotides. It is a transcript of the gene EPB41L1, whose product is annotated as erythrocyte membrane protein band 4.1 like 1. Gene Ontology annotation, biological process: cortical actin cytoskeleton organization. NCBI's taxonomy places the organism in Eukaryota, Metazoa, Chordata, Mammalia, Carnivora, Otariidae. The record is from RefSeq and is a predicted model, not a curated record. The coding region runs from base 262 to 5280 and encodes 1672 amino acids. The transcript is spliced from 25 exons. Gene Ontology annotation, molecular function: structural molecule activity; actin binding. Gene Ontology annotation, cellular component: plasma membrane; cytoskeleton.
GCGCCCCUACCAACAUUAUAUUUUUGAGAAUUAUCCAAAUUAAUUUUAUGUGUCACUCUGACUGGGCCACAGAGGGCCCAGGUAUUUGGUUAGAUAUAAUUCUAGGUUUGUCUGUGAGAGUGUCUGCAUGAGAUUAACAUGAGUCAGCAGACUGAGUAAAACAGAUUGCCCUCCCCCGUGCGAGCAGGCCUCAUCCAGUCCAUUGAAGGCCUGAAUGGAACAAAAAGGCAGAGUAAGGGAGAAUUUGCUCUCUCUGCCUGGAUGCCUUCCAGCUGGGACAUUGUUCUUCUCCUGCCUUUGGACUCAGACUCAGACUGGAACUUAGACCAUCGGUUCUCCUGGGUUUCCAGCUUGCCACCUGCAGAUCUUGGGACUUGUCAGCCUCCAAAACCACGCGUGCUGGUCACCAUGACAACAGAGACCGGCCCCGAUUCUGAGGUGAAGAAGGCUCAGGAGGAGGCCCCACAGCAGCCCGAGGCCGCCGCCGCUGCGACCACCCCUGUGACCCCUGCAGGCCACGGCGGCCACCUGGAGGCCAACUCCAAUGAGAAGCACCUGCCCCAGCAGGACACUCGGCCUGCUGGACAGAGCCUAGACAUGGAGGAGAAGGGGUAUGGGGAGGCUGAUGGCCUGUCAGAGAGGACCACGCCCAGCAGAGCCCAGAAAUCACCCCAGAAGAUUGCCAAGAAGUACAAGAGUGCCAUCUGCCGAGUCACUCUGCUCGAUGCCUCUGAGUACGAGUGUGAGGUGGAGAAACACGGCCGGGGCCAGGUGCUGUUUGACCUGGUCUGUGAGCACCUCAACCUCCUGGAGAAGGACUACUUCGGCCUGACCUUCUGUGACGCCGACAGUCAGAAGAACUGGCUGGAUCCCUCCAAGGAAAUCAAGAAGCAGAUCCGGAGCAGCCCUUGGAAUUUUGCCUUCACAGUCAAGUUCUACCCCCCUGACCCUGCCCAGCUGACAGAAGACAUCACAAGAUACUACCUGUGCCUGCAGCUGAGGGCGGACAUCAUCACGGGCCGGCUGCCAUGCUCCUUUGUCACACAUGCCCUGCUGGGUUCCUACGCCGUGCAGGCGGAGCUGGGCGACUAUGACGCCGAGGAGCACGUAGGCAACUAUGUCAGCGAGCUCCGCUUCGCCCCCAACCAGACCCGGGAACUGGAGGAGAGGAUCAUGGAACUGCACAAGACGUACAGGGGCAUGACUCCAGGAGAAGCAGAAAUCCAUUUCUUAGAGAACGCCAAGAAGCUUUCCAUGUAUGGAGUAGACUUGCACCAUGCUAAGGACUCCGAGGGCAUCGACAUUAUGUUAGGAGUCUGUGCCAAUGGCCUGCUCAUCUACCGGGACCGGCUGAGAAUCAACCGCUUCGCCUGGCCCAAGAUUCUCAAGAUCUCCUAUAAGAGGAGUAACUUUUAUAUCAAGAUCCGGCCUGGGGAGUAUGAGCAGUUUGAGAGCACCAUUGGCUUUAAGCUCCCAAACCACCGGUCAGCCAAGAGACUGUGGAAGGUCUGCAUAGAGCACCACACGUUCUUCCGGCUGGUAUCACCCGAGCCCCCGCCCAAGGGCUUCCUGGUGAUGGGCUCCAAGUUCCGAUACAGUGGGAGGACCCAGGCGCAGACCCGCCAGGCCAGCGCCCUCAUUGACCGGCCCGCACCCUUCUUCGAGCGUUCCUCCAGCAAACGGUACACCAUGUCCCGCAGCCUUGAUGGAGCGGAGUUCUCCCGCCCAGCCUCGGUUAGUGAGAACCAUGACACGGGACCUGACGGUGACAAGCAGGAGGAUGGCGAGUCUGGGGGUAGGCGGUCAGAGGCCGAGGAAGGAGAGGUCAGGACCCCCACCAAGAUCAAGGAGCUAAAGCUGGAGCAGGAAACCACGCCGAGACACAAGCAGGAGUUCUUAGACAAGCCAGAGGAUGUCUUGCUCAAGCACCAGGCCAGCAUCAACGAACUCAAGAGGACCCUGAAGGAACCCAACAGCAAACUGAUCCACCGGGACCGAGACUGGGAGCGGGAGCGCAGGCUGCCCUCCUCGCCCGCCUCCCCCUCCCCCAAGGGCACCCCUGAGAAAGUCAACGAGUCCCGGAGGACCCAGGACACCUCUCCACAGGACUUGGCACCUGAGCCUGGGACGGCCACAGGCUGGGAAGUGUUCACUCAGAAAAGCCUCGCAGCGUCUCCUGAGGGUUCAGAGCAUUGGGUAUUUAUAGAAAGAGAGUACACUAGGCCAGAAGAACUCAGCCUCCUAAAAGUGACCACCACUCAGCAGGAAGAAAGUAAGGCAGGCCUCGCAGAUAUCCUUGCUGAUGGCAGACUCUCCAAGGUAGACGUCCUGGUGGACAAGUUCAAAGUCGAAGUGGCCACAGAAGAAAUAGUGGGAGUUAGAAGAGCAAAGACCCAGCACCAAGGAAGAAUGAUUGCAAGCCCUGAAGACUUUGAGGCAAUGUGGGAGGAGGGCCCCUGGGUCAGGAAAGGCCCAGAAGGGGCUUCUCUUGCUGCAGGCUGUGCACUGGCAGGAAACCUCCUUGAGGGCUCCCAUUUGAGGGUGGGCACUGGGGAGGCCACCAUCAAGAAGCGCUGGAUCUCAGGUGGUCAGCUGGAGGGCCAGAUGGAGCUGAGGAAGGAGCUGGAGGAGUUCCAGACUUGGGGAAGACCUGCUGCCUCGGGGACCAGGCUAGCAGAGGCCAAUGUCCCUUCUCCAGCCUCCGACAAGGGAGGACUCCAGUCGUUUCUGCUGGACCCAGCCCAGUUGGAAGCCAGAGCUGACUCGAGUGAUGAAACCGAACCUUCCUUUGUGGAGAGGAGCUUCUAUUUGAACUAUGGAGAGAAAGAUUCUGAAGACCCACCUGUGGAGGAGAGGGAAGAGCACAUGGAUGCCCUUCCUGUUGACGAGACCAGGCUGGAGCGCUCAGAGAGGCUCCCGGAGAGCUCUGUGCUCACUUCCUCAGACCCACAGGGCCUUGCUGCAGCUUCCAGCAGGAGCAAGGACGAAGAGGGUGAUGGCCAUAUGGCCUCCUUAGAGGAAGGGGCAUGGUCCCCCAGGGACCACGGAAGACCAGAUGGCCCAGAGGCCUUUGUUGAGCAGCUUGGUAAGGGACCUUCUCCAGGGCAGACAUUUGCUGAGGACUGGGAAGAAGCUGGGCGGGGGGUGGAAGGAGAAUUUAGCCACCCAGCAUGCAACCUAAGCACAGAGGAAGAGGCCCCCAAGGGUGGAGAUUUGAUGGAAAAGGCUGAGAAAAGUUCCCCAGCAGGAUGGCAGAACCACUCACCUCACAGAGAAGGGGGCAUGCGCCCAGACCUCCCAGCCUGCGCCCUUCCGCGGACCACCCCUCCUAAUGAUGUCAGGAAGCCAACCAAGCCAGAUAGAGCCAACUUCCUGCCCCAAGACAGGCGACUGGUGCACAUCCCAACAGGAGAACCUGCGAUGGAGGACAGAAAGGCCUCAGUGUUUCUUCAGAUGGAAGUGAUCGCCCCCCUCCCAGCUUCCCCUGAUCCCUUUCAAGCUCAGGCAGCUCCGGAGGAAACUUCUCCAAGCCCAGCCCCUCGUGGGUCAGGGGAGCCUCCACAGCUUGGGGAUCCUUUUGGAGAACAGUCCGCUGUGUUUCUCAAGCAUGCCCAUCCUUUUAAAGGGAGCCCAGAGCCCAAGGACCGAGUAGGACUGUCUGUGACCCCAGAUGGAGGUGAGCGCCGGGCACCUCCCAUUGCCAGCAGAAAGCCCAGACUUGUCUCUGAAGAAGCCAAGGGGGCUGUACCCCUGGGGUUGGUGUUCCCUUCAGGGAAGCAAAAGGGGAUGACCUCUUUCCAGGCUGGGGGCCAAGAGGGCUCCCUGGAAGAUAUUAGCAAGACCUCAGUGGCCAACAAAAUUCGGAUCUUUGAGACCCAUGGAGCUGAAGCUCGCCGAGCGAGUCAAGGUGAAACAAGGGCCCUCAUGAGCGAGUUGUCUUCAGAGGCCUCCGUGGGUCAGGUAGAGCAACAGCGGAAUAAGCUUCUGGACCUGGGCUUCGUCCAGCUCCAGUCCCCAGGGGACUUUGCUGGCCCCAAAGCCACCCAUUCCUCAGUGACGUCGCUGGCUCCCAGACACUUCAGGGUGGGCAUUGCUACCACAUCCCCCCAGGAAGAAUGCACGGACCUCGAGCUCAUGUCCCCCGAUUCGGGCUGUGAAACUGCGCUGGAGGAAACCACCGGGGGCACUGGCCACAACAAAUCCGGAGAUGCGGUCAGGGAAGAGAAGCCCAUCACCAGCUUAGCAGCAAACCCCCCUGGAAAAGGGGGGCGCCUGAGAUUCGCCAGCCCCUCGGGCCCUCAGAGAGCAGGGCUAAGGGAGGGCUCAGAGGAGAAGGUCAAACCGCCUCGUCCCAGGGCCCCAGAGAGUGACACAGGAGACGAGGACCAGGACCAGGAGAGGGAUGCGGUGUUCCUGAAGGACAACCACCUGGCCAUUGAGCGCAAGUGCUCCAGCAUCACGGUCAGCUCCACGUCCAGCCUGGAGGCUGAGGUUGACUUCACAGUCAUUGGUGACUACCAUGGCAGCGCCUUCGAAGACUUCUCCCGUAGCCUGCCUGAGCUCGACCGAGACAAAAGCGACUCAGAGACCGAGGGCCUGGUGUUCUCCCGGGAUCUCAACAAGGGGGGCCUCAGCCAGGAAGACGAAUCUGGGGGCAUCGAGGAUAGCCCGGAUCGAGGGGCCUGCACCACCCCAGAUAUGCCCCAGUUUGAGCCCGUGAAAACGGAAACCAUGACGGUCAGCAGCCUGGCCAUUAGAAAGAAGAUUGAGCCUGAGGCUGUCCUGCAGACCAGAGUCAGCACUAUGGACACCAGCCAGCAGGUUGAUGGGACUGCCCCAGGGGGAAAGGAAUCCAUAACAACUGCUCCGUCCAUCACCACGGAGACCAUAUCGACCACCAUGGAGAACAGUCUCAAGUCCGGGAAGGGGGCAGCCGCCAUGAUCCCAGGCCCACAGACGGUGGCCACGGAUAUCCGUUCUCUUUCUCCGAUCAUCGGGAAAGAUGUCCUCACCAGCACGUACGGCGCCACCGCGGAAACCCUCUCCACCUCCACCACCACCCAUGUUACCAAAACUGUGAAAGGGGGGUUUUCUGAGACGAGGAUCGAGAAGCGGAUCAUCAUCACUGGGGAUGAAGAUGUUGAUCAAGACCAGGCCCUGGCUUUGGCCAUCAAGGAGGCCAAACUGCAGCAUCCUGACAUGCUGGUAACCAAAGCUGUCGUAUACAGAGAAACAGACCCGUCCCCAGAGGAGAGGGACAGGAAGCCACAGGAAUCCUGACCUCUGUGAAGAGAUGCUGGCGUUUCUGGUCCAACCCAAGCCAGAGAACCGUUAAGAAGGGGCCUUCAUUCUGGAUUCUCCGACUCAACACCGAAGUCCCAGCUGUGACGUACUGUCACCGAAAAGGAACUGGGAAAGGAAAAGCAUAUAUAUAGAGAUAUAUAUAGAUAAAGAUAUAUAUACGGGAAACGCCGCGUCCUUGCCCCGCUGCUGGGGCUGGUCACGCAGUCGGCCGGCAGCAACAACCAUCUGGACACCUACAUUUUCUUUGCAGACAAAUUGAUGAACUGGUGGGAUUUUUCAGGAAAAAAAAGAAAAUAUAUAUAUAUGUAAUGACAAUAAUCUCUCGCUCCCCCUUUCGAAGCCCUGUGGAACGACAAAAGCAAGCCAGACCACAGUGACCGUAGGAGUACAAAACCAUCCUGGUUCUGCACGUGACCUUGCGUGGACGAGCAUCCCAUUUGUCCUAAAGUGUGUGCUGUCCACUCCAGUGCAAAGGAAGCACUUUUGCGGCCAAGCAAGAGAAGUCGCGGCAGCAAGACAUGCACCGUCAACCGUUUGCCGAGAAAGAAAGAAAAUCCCCCACUCAGAAAGGAGGAGGAACACUGGAUUAUUAUUUUUUGGGUCUUGACACUGGGCUGCAAAAUCCACCUUCCUUUCUUCCGCCUCCCCUCCCCCUCGACUCCCGCGUCUUGUUGUCAUUUCUGUCUCGGCUCCCCCUCCCCCUCCCCCACCCUCUGUAUCCUGGUCCUGCCAAGGGCCGCUGCAGAUGACUCUGGUUUGGAACAAGAAAAAGAAAAGAAGGCAAGAGCAGAAAACCCAGCCACAGGAAGGAAAGUAGACAGUGUAUGUUCAUGGGUUCUCAUUAUGAGGGUGCGGCUUGUAGAUGUGUAUGGAUGUGCUUUUAAGUUAUGUAUAUGACAUAUAACAGGAAACAAAUAUUAAAAUAAACAGUGCUGGUAAGUAUGAAGCUGACAUUUUAAAAAUUAUAAUUAUCCGACUGUGAUUGAUGUAUCCCAAGGUUCUUAGAUCUCACUGAACCAGCCCAGCCGAGGAGACCUGGACUCUGGCCAUGGGUUGCUCGCAGUAGGAGCUGAUGGUUCAGCGUAGUAAUACAGUGUGUGGUAUUUGUAACUGGUUGAUUGGUGGGGUGGGGUGGGGUCCCCAGAUGGAGGGGCAGGGGUUUGGCAAGAAGGAAGAAACACAGAUGUAGUCCAAGAUGCCUUCCCCCCAUCCCCCUCCGGGAGUAGCCACCAGGGCCUGGUCUGUGCUCAGGUGUGGGGUCCAGAGUCAGGAUUCCGCUACAGGGGUCCCCUGGCUCAGCCCCCGUACCUCCCUAGGGGUUUGCUUCGGUUUUCAGUCUUCUCUUUUUUCGGCCACAUAUCUUUUCCCUGACCACAUUGUGACAGCUGACUCCCCAUCCAAAGUGAUGUGACACCCACCAGCCACUGCAGAGGAUGGUGGCUUUAACCUGGCUGUCUGGAGAGCCUGGCUCGCUCUCAUCCUCUAUGCCUCCCACAUUCGUUUUCUUCCUCCUGGGCCAGAGCAGCCAUGGUAGAGACCAUGAACACAGGGCAGGCCCCAUAGGGUAGAACUUCAUUUCCAAAGGCUUUGCCUGCCCCCCGACAAGCCGCGGAUGAAAGGUGGUAUUGCUCAGAGGCUCCUUCUAUGUAUGAGACUCUGGCUUUGGAAACCUCCCCUUUAGCCAGCGUCUGAGCUCUGAGCCUGUACCGUCAGAGUCCCCAGAAUUGCCUUCAGACCACAGAAGCCCUUGGAGAAUACCCCUUCCAAAGCUUGGGAUUUCCCAGUCUUGCCUGCCAGGAGCUGCUUCCCUGAGCUCAAUGAGUCCCCUUUGGAGGGAAUAUGUCCCCACCGCACUUUUAAUUUCUCAGUCCCCCCUCCUACCUCUACAGCGGUCAUUAAAUUCAUUCAACAAAUAUUUAUUGAGUACCUACUUGUGCCAGGCACUAUGCUUGGACUGCAGGAGAGAAUGUGGGGGAGGGGAGGGACCUGGAAGUCCUCUCAGCCAGCCUUACAUCUUCAAUCAUGGCUUGCCCCUCUGAGAGCAUUUCCACAUUCUCUCCAAUUAUUGGCCAUUGCCCAGGGAUACCCCCCCCCACAGGGCCCCGGCUUACUUCUCAGUUACCCCAAUGACAUAUAUGCUUAGUUUGCUAAGCUGGUGCUGACCUGAAGACGAGAAACCAGAACAGUGUUUGCCUCUGUGGGCAAAAAUGGGACAGAGAGCAGGUAGAGAGAGCCCUGCCCCUGGGGCUCAGAUGGGAGAUUCAGCCCGCCCCCCAGUAAGAGCAGUGGCCCCCACUCCAACCCCCCCUGAGUGCGACAGCUCACUUCCAUGCACCAGGUUCUUUUUACUAUCUUGGUGGAGAAGCCACAGAACCUCCUUCCCACCCCUUUCAACCGGAGAGCUCCUGUUCUUUCUGGGCCAAGAACUGGAAUGGCUCCACCCUCCCUGGGCUACCCGGAAUUUGGCUCAGGCCCCCCUGUCUUUGCAGGAACCAGGCAUCCUGAGCACACUGGUCACACCUCAGAGGGAGAGUAUUUGUUCUGGAUUCUAUACCUGUCUACAGCCCCUGAAUGUGUGGCUUCAGAGCAGGGAUGAAGUGACCAGGCUUAGCCUGUGGGCCGGCCAGGGUUUGUUUGUCUCUGUCCCACGGAUGCUGUGACCUUCCUUCCAUGGAGAGACAGGGAGAGCCACAAGGGAGGAGGGGAGCUGCAAAGCUGAAAUCUAGGGCACUGUUUCCUCCCAUCCUCCUCUUCCUAGACAAUAUAGAUGUUUGUCUUGUCUGUCUUCAACCUACUUUUCUUUUUUUCCUUUUUACAUUUCUCAUCCUUUCUGUGCUGCCUCUCCACCCAGGAGACCAUGUAGCAUAGUGGAAAAUGUCCUGGAGGGUAUCCUGGCUCAGCCCCUAACUCACCAUGUGACAUUGGACUAGUCCCACCCCCCCCUUUGGGGCCUCAGUUUCCCCAUUUGCAAAAUGAGCAGGAUACACCAGAUGCUCUCCAGGGUCUUUUCCGGGUCUGCUGUCCCACAGAUCUUCAUUUUCUCUUGUUUUGCUUUCUUGGGAUCUUUUCCGUCUGAGGGGACAGGAAGUGCCAGGACCUGUUUCAGUGUGUGAAUCCUGCAAGCACAUUCCAAGACUGGCCUGCAAUUGCAUGAGCAACAUCACUCUAAAGGAUUUUUUUUUUUCUCAAAAGCACUUGCCAACCGACUGCGAUGCUGUCCUGUUCCUUUUUACUCACACCCCUCCCCCCCGUCCCCUGCUCCCCCACCUCAGUGCUCUGUGCUGUAUGCGUGUGCUCUCUGUUCUUGUAUACUCAAUAAAAGUGAAAUAAAUGUGUUUGAUGCUGAACCACAAA